Molecule: messenger RNA, 2130 nt
Organism: Salvelinus namaycush (lake trout)
Lineage: Eukaryota; Metazoa; Chordata; Actinopteri; Salmoniformes; Salmonidae
Product: heparanase-like
Exons: 12
Coding region: 214-1848 (544 amino acids)
Cellular component (GO): membrane; extracellular matrix
Molecular function (GO): hydrolase activity, acting on glycosyl bonds
Source: RefSeq, a predicted model, not a curated record
UGUGAACCAGGAAACUCAGUUUUCUCUCAACAAUUGAGUCUGAGCAUAACUUCAUACGAAUUCACUAAUGACGAUGAUGGAUUUACACAUAUCGACGCAUUUAUUGUGAUAGUGAGGGAAUAUAGAGAGCAUCAGUAGAUUUGGGUUACAAUUGUCUUAUAUUGAAUACACUGCGGUAAUGUAAUAUUUGAACUGUGUCCGUCUAGCCUUAUCAUGUCAGGCAUAUUAAUCUUGGCAUUAGUGAUAUCUAUUCUAUCUCAUGGAUAUUAUGUCGGAGCAAGUGUCAGGUCUGCGAGGGAUGAGGUGAAUUUUGAGUCUGUAAAUCUGAAUGUAGACCUCUCUCGAGUACUCAAGAGAGUGAACGAACGUUUUUUGUCUGUGGCCAUAGAUGCGAGUCUCGUCGCUGAAGAGAAGUUCAUGUACCUUUUAGCGUCUCCAAAGCUGAGGACAUUGGCUAAAGCUUUAUCCCCAGCAUUUCUAAGAUUUGGAGGGACAAGACAAGAUUUCAUGACCUUCAACCCUGCAUUUUUACAUUCAAAUGAGUAUCACAAAAACUCUGUUUUUGAUGCAGAUGAUCUCUGUGAAAGGCUGGAGCUGCCCCCAAUACUGGAGGAGAGGCUGAAGCAGGAAUGGGCUCUACAUGAAGUACUUCUCCAGAAAGAGGACUUGCAGAGGAAGUACCGGAGUGUAAAGUUCACAGAGUAUGCAGUGGAUCUACUGUACUCUUUCACAAACUGCUCUGGAUUAGACCUCAUCUUUGGGCUCAAUGAGCUGCUCAGGACCACUGGCAACUCCUGGGACAGCAGCAAUGCCAGGACCCUCAUACAGUACUGUGAAUCCAAACAGUACAGCAUGGCCUGGGAGCUGGGCAAUGAGCCCAACAGUUAUGAGAAGAAGGCAGGGAUCCGGGUGAACGGAUACCAGCUGGGCCAAGACUUCAUUCAACUCCGCAGGAUUCUGCGGGAAUCCAAACUUUACCAUGACACUGGACUCUAUGGACCAGACAUUAGCCAACCCCGAGACCACCGGAGAGACUUACUGGAGGGGUUCUUGGAAAGUGGGGCAGAAGCAAUUGACGCAUGCACCUGGCACCAUUACUAUGUCAACGGAAGACACACAUCUUUAAAAGAUUUCCUAGACCCUGAGGUGCUAAACACUUUAGCCCUGAAAACACAUGAAGUCAUCAAGACCGUUGAUCUAGCAUCCCCUGGGAAGAAGGUGUGGCUUGGAGAGACUAGUUCUGCCUAUGGAGGCGGGGCUAAGGGGCUGUCUGACACAUUUGUCGCUGGAUUCAUGUGGCUGGAUAAACUGGGCCUUGGUGCAAAGCUUGGCUUAGAUGUUGUAAUCAGGCAGGUUUUGAUUGGAUCUGGGACUUACCACCUGGUAGAUGAUAACCUCGAUCCACUUCCUGAUUACUGGCUAUCAGUUCUGUACAAGAGGCUUGUUGGACCAGAGGUGCUGAGUAUAGAAGCCUUUUCCAUUUUGGGAAAGACGAAAAGAGUACGGGUCUACCUACACUGCACUAACAAGAAAAGUACAAGCUACAAAAGUGGAGCAGUCACAUUGUUUGCUCUGAACCUGAGUAAGAGCCCUGCUAGCAUCGCUGUGCCUGCCAUGGUCUCUAACAGCACUGUAGAGGCCUUCGUUCUUCAGUCUGAACAGCCUGGCGAGGAGGGACUCUACUCGAAGUCUGUGAAACUCAACGGAGAGGUGUUGAAGAUGGUAGAUGACCGAACUCUUCCAUCGCUCCAGGGAACUCCUCUUGCUGCAGGAGAACAUCUCAGACUGCCUGGUUAUUCCUUUGCCUUCUAUCUCCUCAGUGAGGCCCAGGCACUGGCCUGCCGAUGACCCCAACUGGACAGGAGGACUUGAGAAGAUGGAUGUAUAUUCACUGUCUAGACUAAGAAGGAAACACUUGACUAUUACUCUAAACACUGCUGUAUGUUUUUGUCAAAGAAUGUUAACCAGGUGAAUGUGGUGAAAGGAUUCAAUAUAUAUAUUUUUAAAUAACUUUGUUUUCAGCUACAGAGCCAGUCAAACGUUCCUUCAAGACUAUUGGAAAAUCAUUCCAGGUGAAGCUGGUUGAGAGAAUGCCAAGAGUGUGCAAAGCUGUCAUCAAGGCAAAGUGUG